AUGUUACCCCGGCUAUGUAUACAGACAGGCUGUGAUCGUAGUAUUGAAGAGUUGUGUUGUGGUGAUGAGAGGGGGAUUGAUGUGAUUGGGGGGCGGGGCCUUGUCGACCAAAUAACGCAACGAGAUGAUGUCGUAGAUGACGACGACGACGCCGAGGAGGAGAAGGAGGAGGAGAAGAUGGACAACGAUGACGAUGGCGGCGAUCGGUUGGUUGGUUGGAUGAACCUGAACCGAUGGAUGUACGGAGACGGCGCCAUUACUAACGUACCUAAAAAAUGA
Haemonchus placei is the source of this 279-nucleotide messenger RNA. NCBI's taxonomy places the organism in Eukaryota, Metazoa, Nematoda, Chromadorea, Rhabditida, Trichostrongylidae. The record is from the annotation of a GenBank genome assembly.